UUAAUAGCUGAGCUGACAUGGAGAUGAAGGUUAAAAUAAAGCAGUGGAAUGGUGUGGCAUCCUGGUUGUGGGUAGCCAACGAUGAGAACUGCGGCAUCUGCAGAGCGCCUUUUAACGGCUGCUGCCCAGAUUGUAAGGUCCCAGGAGAUGAUUGCCCUUUGGUUUGGGGUCAGUGCUCUCACUGUUUCCACAUGCACUGCAUCCUGAAGUGGCUGAACUCUCAGCAAGUGCAGCAGCAGUGCCCAAUGUGCCGUCAGGAGUGGAAGUUUAAAGAGGGAGACACUUCCUGAAGAGAUUAAAUAAGUUCACACUCUCAGAUUGAUUCUUCUGUAUGUUUUUUAUACAAUAGUAUAUUUUACAUCCUACAAAUGUAGUUUUGUGAUUAAAUAUCCCACAAAAUGAAAAUAUUUUUUAAAAAGACAUGGUAUGGUUUUGUACAAAGUAGCUGGCAUUACAGAUAAAAUGACUGCAUUUUGCAGUCCAAGGGACAGUCAUUUUAAAUUAUGAACACAGUACAGAAUGUCACAGGACACUUACAAUGGUAUGCGCUUGUGCAUAUCUUAAAUAAUUGACAUGAAAUUCCCACAAUUUAAAAUAUUUUAAAAUUGAAUCAACUCUUUUGCACUCAUGCCUUCUUUUGCCCACAUGUCUAUAUUUCAGUGUUUUCAGUAACAAUAUAUACAUUAUUCGGAGGAAUGGUGCUACAUGAAUAUAAUAUUUUAUAUAUCAGGAUUAAAACAAGGUUGGAGGAAAGUUGAACCACUGACUCAAAUUGCCCCACAACCACCAUUUCUGUGUUUGCAAAUCAUAAAAAUGGUUAAUUCAAAUUGUAAACUUGGAUUAAAAAACUUAAAAUAUAUAGCACAUUUCCCCAUAUGCUUCCCUCAAUCACAGACAGCUAGAUAUGACUGGCCACUUCCUGAAUUUAUUCACAUAAAAGAAAUUCAAACAAGUCUCUAGAUAUGAGGUUCAGUACUUUACCUAUGAGCAAAUCUUACUCCAAUCUUUUCAUUUUCUUGCAACAUGGAAUAACUACUGAAAAAAUAGUAAAAAAAAAAUUCAUUUUGUUUAGUUUCUGUUUUAGUUUAUUUUGUUGGUUUGAUGUUAAAAAUCAUAGAUCAAAAAGACUUGCUUUUUGACAUGUACGUUUUGAUGUGUUUUUAAAUUAGCAUAGUGUGCUGUAGGGAUGACAUAUUUUUGUAGGUCAAAUCCUGGAAAUGAGUUUCUCGUUUUCAUUGUCCUCAAGUCAAUGGGUAUUUGGUUAAAUGCCUGAAAUAGGAUAACCCAUGCUCAAGCAUUUUCUACAACAUAAAAUACAUCAUCAGUAUUUUAUGUUGUAGAAAAUUGUGAUUGUUUUUUUUUAAAUGUGCUAACAUAUGGCUAAAGGAGGAUUUCGGGGUCAUUAAAUGUCUCAAUGGGAAACAGGAACAAGAAACACUGAACAGGAUAUCUACUCUACAUAUAAAUUGUGUUAAUUUGUGAAAAUUAUCAUUAUGAACAAAACAACGUAAUAAUAACUUUUGUUAGUCUCAGAGCUUGUUUUCUGCAAUAAUCCAAAAACCAAUAGAUAAAUCCAGGCAUUUGUCACCUACAAAAAUACAUAAUCACUGCAGCACUCCAUGGGCAAAUUCCAAAUGGCUUUUUUGUGACCUUGAAGGCCACUUCGGGAAGGGGGCGCCAUUUGUAGGGAAGUUCCAAACAAAAGUGAACAACUGAAUUGAAGGGCCCUUCCAGAAGUCCCUUAGCGAAGGGAACAUGCAAUGGUCACUUUACUCAUUUCACGAAAGUGAUUCUUGUGAUCUUCUGUUAGAGGAGAUCUUGCGAUGCAUUUUAAAGUUGGGGUUGAUUCAAACUUCACAUACAAACAUAAGUAGAAUAGGCGAAUUAAA
Molecule: messenger RNA, 1889 nt
Organism: Sinocyclocheilus rhinocerous
Lineage: Eukaryota; Metazoa; Chordata; Actinopteri; Cypriniformes; Cyprinidae
Product: anaphase-promoting complex subunit 11
Exons: 4
Coding region: 18-290 (90 amino acids)
Biological process (GO): anaphase-promoting complex-dependent catabolic process
Cellular component (GO): anaphase-promoting complex
Molecular function (GO): cullin family protein binding; zinc ion binding; ubiquitin protein ligase activity
Source: RefSeq, a predicted model, not a curated record